UCAGGAAGGCAAUAAUAGGUCAGGUAUACGUUUGGAAUCUUGGUUUCCGUAUUUCACAAGUCUCCCUACUGUGUCGAGUGCAAUCAUGCACGCUGAAGAAAACGUCAAGCAGAUUGAGUCGUACUCACUUGUUCAGCAACAGGAAACUGACAUCCACAAAUACCGUACUGAUGAACCAGGGCCUCCUAUUCCGGAAAAGGAUGGCGAACCCCAGUUUACCAAACGCCAAAUCAUCAAAAAUGUACUGGUGGUCAGCAUAGCCUUUGUUGUGCUAUUCAUCUCCUAUGGAAGUAUGGCCAAUCUACAGUCCAGCCUCAAUAUGGAAAGUGGAGUCGGAAGUGGAAGCCUUGCUGUUAUAUAUGCAGCAAUGAUUAUCUCGUGUUUAUUUGUACCGUCAUUCCUUAUUGCCCACAUUGGUUGUAAAUGGUCGAUAGUUCUUUCAAUCACGGGAUACAUCGCAUAUAUGGUAGCCAAUUUCUAUCCUGUAUGGGCCACAAUGGUUCCUGCGUCGAUUCUGAUUGGACUAGGUGCAGGCCCUCUUUGGUCAGCCAAGUGUACCUAUUUGACCACCCUGGGGGUCUGGUAUGCCAGAAUGACUGGACAGUCUGAGGACGCCAUCAUUAACCGGUUCUUUGGAGUCUUCUUCAUGUUCUUUCAAUCGUAUCAAAUAUGGGGAAACAUCAUCAUCUUCAGCAUAUUUUCGUCAUCAAGUAGUACAGCGAGUAACACUUCAGACACCUCUGUUCCUGAACAGCGCAUAUGUGGAGCACGGUUCUGUCCUAGUCAGAUUGCAGCCUCGAACAACACAAACCUCGAACGUCCUGUAGACACUAAGAUCUACAUAUUGUGUGGCGUGUUCGUGACCUGCGCUGUCUCGGGGAUGUUCAUUAUCAUCCUGUUCCUCGAUCGUAUGAAGUUGGUCAAGGAGGACCAGCAGACCAAACGGGUAUCCCCCCGGGUGUUGAUGGCCAGCAUCAAACACCUCAUCACCUCCAGAUACCAGAUACUCCUUGUACCCCUCACCGUGUACAGUGGAAUAGAGCAAGCCUUGAUCGGUGGAGACUUCACCAGAUCCUUCAUCACGUGUACCCUCGGCAUCCACUACGUCGGUUACAUCAUGAUCUGUUACGGAGUUGUUGAUGCUUUCUGCUCGUUUCUGUUUGGUCAGCUGGUCAAGAGUGUUGGACACAUACCCUUCUUUGUGUUAGCUUUCGUGCUUCACGGAUCGUGUCAAAUCGUGUUCCUACUUUGGGACCCCGACAGUAACAGCUUGUACGUGUUCUACAUCAUCGCGGGUAUCUGGGGGAUGGGAGACGCCGUUAUCCAGACACAGAUCAAUGCUCUGUAUGGGCUCCUGUUCAAAGACAACAUGGAAUCUGGGUUUGCGAACUACCGACUAUGGGAAUCUGUUGGGUUUAUCAUACAAUAUGCAUAUAAUGAUUAUCUGUGUACCAGCACAAAGCUGCACAUAUCCCUUGCAAUACUUAUCACUGGCAUGUUUGGAUACGCCACUGUGGAAGUAUUGCAGCGUCGUGAAAACAACAGCAAGAUGCUUGGUGAUACCCGUAAUGGUAUAACUGUAACAACGGCGUGAAGCUUCAGACACUCAAGUCAACUGGAAAAUAUAUUGCCAUCAAUAAUCUUAUUCAAUAAAUAUGAUAUAGCAAUAUAUAUUAUAUAUUUCUAUUUCUAAAUUACAUUGAUGUAUGUUUUUAGUCUUAUAUUACGGUACUAUCUUUUCCGACUUGUAUGUACCGACGUCUUCACCAUGCAGGAUUUACUGCCCUUGGCGUUUGUUAUUCUAUAUGAGUGAGUGAGUUGGUUUUAACGCCGCUUUGAACACUAUUCAAGUCAUAUCAAGGCGUGUCAGCUUCAUGUGGGAGGAAAGCCCGGAAUGAUGCAGGUCUCUGACGUUUACCACUUUGUCUAAACCCACGAGCACGGGCAUGGUGCUGACGAACCUAGAAAAAUACUAUGGACGAGCCGGGAUUCGAACCCACGAUCUUAGGUCGCCCAAGUGACGCAGCUCUGGAUGCCGAAUUGCGGCGCCUUAGACAACUGGGCCACCCGUGCCCCCUUAUUACAUAUGUAAUAAAACAAAACAUCUUGUCAAUGUAGAUAUCUUUGUUGAA
Messenger RNA from Haliotis rufescens (red abalone), 2132 nucleotides. Its product is annotated as protein unc-93 homolog A-like. The transcript is spliced from 7 exons. The coding region runs from base 86 to 1594 and encodes 502 amino acids. Gene Ontology annotation, cellular component: striated muscle dense body; plasma membrane. The record is from RefSeq and is a predicted model, not a curated record. Lineage: Eukaryota; Metazoa; Mollusca; Gastropoda; Lepetellida; Haliotidae. Gene Ontology annotation, molecular function: potassium channel regulator activity. Gene Ontology annotation, biological process: regulation of muscle contraction; regulation of potassium ion transport.